UUCAUUUUGUCCCAAAACAAACUGACUGACACAAUCUGACAGCUCUCUCGCCGAUACGUUUAUCGUAAUCUGUACAAAACACUGUCAAUCGCUUCAAAAAUGGCAGCCGGUCCAAUAGCAGAACGUAAUCAAGAUGCUACAAUUUAUGUUGGGGGCUUGGAUGACAAAGUUACGGAAUCUCUUCUAUGGGAACUUUUCGUACAAGCCGGUCCAGUUGUAAAUGUUCACAUGCCAAAAGAUCGAGUAACGCAAAUGCACCAAGGAUAUGGUUUUGUCGAAUUUCUUAGCGAAGAUGACGCUGACUACGGCAUAAAGAUUAUGAAUAUGAUUAAAUUGUAUGGAAAACCGAUUCGUGUAAACAAAGCAUCAGCGCAUCAAAAGAAUUUGGAUGUUGGAGCAAACAUAUUUAUUGGCAAUUUAGAUCCCGAAGUGGAUGAAAAACUUCUCUACGACACAUUCUCAGCAUUUGGAGUUAUUUUACAAACACCAAAAAUUAUGCGCGAUCCAGAAACGGGUAAUUCGAAAGGAUUCGCUUUCAUCAAUUUUGCUAGUUUUGAGGCAUCUGACGCGGCAAUGGAUGCGAUGAAUGGACAGUAUUUAUGUAAUCGACCGAUUACCGUAUCGUAUGCAUUUAAAAAGGACUCAAAGGGCGAAAGACAUGGUUCAGCUGCCGAGCGUCUAUUAGCCGCACAAAAUCCAUUAUCACACGCUGAUAGACCUCAUCAGUUGUUUGCUGAUGCCCCAAUUCCUUCGAUGCCGUUUGCACCACCCCCUGCCCCAUUACCAGCAACACAGUUUGUAAACGUUAUUCCGCCACCACCAUUACCACCCAGACCGAUCAUGCCGACUCAUCAACCACCUUUACCCGGAGCACCGGCAGCCCGAUUGCCACCUUUGCCUCCGUGGCAAAAUUUUCCACCACCUCCAGGUGCUUUUGGUCCACGAUCAGCAUUUCCACCUCCACCGAUGCCGCCAAGACCUCCGGCGCCGGCCUUUGCCGAAGGAUUUCCUCCCCCUCCAUUUUGAACUCAUCGCGAUCAUCAAUACUACUUUUUUGUAAUUGAUAUCAAAUUUCAAAUGGAAAAAUAAAAAAAAUAAAAAUAAAAAUAAAAAAUCUAAUCGAUCGAA
Sitodiplosis mosellana (orange wheat blossom midge) is the source of this 1128-nucleotide messenger RNA. RefSeq names its product splicing factor 3B subunit 4 (gene Spx). Gene Ontology annotation, cellular component: U12-type spliceosomal complex; nucleolus. The record is from RefSeq and is a predicted model, not a curated record. The transcript has 7 exons. NCBI's taxonomy places the organism in Eukaryota, Metazoa, Arthropoda, Insecta, Diptera, Cecidomyiidae. Gene Ontology annotation, molecular function: RNA binding. Bases 100 to 1026 code for a protein of 308 amino acids. Gene Ontology annotation, biological process: positive regulation of mRNA splicing, via spliceosome.